Oryzias latipes (Japanese medaka) is the source of this 976-nucleotide messenger RNA. It is a transcript of the gene ghrh, whose product is annotated as growth hormone releasing hormone. Gene Ontology annotation, cellular component: extracellular region; perikaryon; terminal bouton. Gene Ontology annotation, biological process: growth hormone secretion; adenylate cyclase-activating G protein-coupled receptor signaling pathway; regulation of protein localization. The record is from RefSeq and is a predicted model, not a curated record. Gene Ontology annotation, molecular function: growth hormone-releasing hormone activity; neuropeptide hormone activity; growth hormone-releasing hormone receptor binding. NCBI's taxonomy places the organism in Eukaryota, Metazoa, Chordata, Actinopteri, Beloniformes, Adrianichthyidae.
AACGUCAUUGACGUGCUACAGUUACGUUCGGUCAAAGAUGUUUGGAUUGCGAGGUUUCUGUCCCGGAUCCUGGUCGACCAUGAAGAUCAGGAUUUGAAGAAGCCGGUGACGGCGUGUGCAGAGAGCUCAGAAUGGAGGAGUCAGACAGAGGAAGAGAUGGGAGGAGAAGGAAGGGGGGGGGGGGGGUGAUGAGGAGGAGUGAUGUGGGAGUGACCGGAUCCACAGGUUGAGUAUAAAGUGACCACGGGUGCAGGAAGACACUCAGUACUGUCUCCGUGUCUCCGUGUUCCAGCCUUUUCCCGGCAGUCAGAGAGGAUGAGAGUGGGGGGAACAAAGUGAAGGCUCGACAGGGACACCUCAGGACUCACAUCUGAACUUGGACUCGCUGUGAUGAUGGAGAAAGCCGCACUGCUGCUGUUCUGUUGCCUGGUUGUGUCUCUGUCAGGUUCCCCGCUCUACCCAUCCAUACGGUUUGGCCAGAGGGACACGUCCAUCCUGAUGACGUCUUCUGUGAGAGACCCAGCUGAGCCGCUGGAGGGGGGGCCCCAUCCCAUCAGCGACCAAGCCGGACUACGCUCAGAACGCCACGCUGACGCCAUCUUCACCAACAGCUACAGGAAGGUUCUGGGACAAAUCUCUGCCAGGAAGUUCCUCCAAACCAUUAUGGGCAAACGGCUGGGAGAUGGAAACGACAGCUACAAACGUGAGUCAGACAUCUACGAGGGGACCUUCAAAGAGGAUCUGACCUCCAUCCAGAGCGACCAAAGAUACAGAGGGAUACAUGGGAAUGUCAUAAAGUCCAGACAGCUGAGUUAAGGACCAACCCGAGAGCAUCCGGCCUCCUGAUGAUGUUCUGAUCCUCUACAAGUCGUUUUCUGUUUCUUCAACAAAUAAAAAAUACAAACCAUUGCCUUUUAUUCUCAGCUAAUUAAUUGGAAUUAUUCUUGCUUAUUGUUAUUAAAAGUUGUGAAGAAAA